AUGUAUGUGAGAGGAGAAUGUAUGUAUGUAUGAGAGAGAAUAGUGGAAAAGGAAGUAAGUAUAGUGGAAAAGGAAGUCCAUCGUUUUUUGCGCUGUGAUUGGCUGAAAAGCUCAAGUGGGCGGGAUGUUCAGGUAACGGUUACCAUGGCAGGUGGAGAGGAGUCCCGAGCGCUUCAGCAAGCCAUUGGGGUUUUAAGAAGCAUCGUGUCAUCCCCAGAAACGGUCACAUGCUUAUCGUCGUCGCUUGAGCAGCAGGCGACAGGUUUAUCUGCACCAAACUUUACUCACAGCACUGUGGAAAGUGAGAUGAGACAACUUUUCAGACCUGCAAACUUCCAAGUCGCUUCGGCGGGACAAGCAGCUAACGCUAACGCUACACAAGGCCGAACUGGAGGAUUACGGCAGUCUUUGCGAUAUCAGACACGGACACACUUCGGCAACUGGAACUCCCGUUCAAGAAAAAGGGCAAAAACACACUUUCAUGAUACUUUCAACAAAGACAUCAUCCUCCUUCCAAAGCCAUCAAGCUGUGUCGUCGUCAAGCAUCGCACAAAGCAGCAGUUACAUGAACAUGGACAUAUAUUGAAUGGAUUUGAAUUCCAGAAAUCCUGGGAUCAGAAGACUGUCAUUGAACAAAUAAGGGAUGCCUUUGGAGAAAAAAUUCCUGCUGAUGUGAGCAUAGACUUUCUGAUGGCAUGUGGCAACAGAUUGAUUUCGCCCAAACUCCGUGCUGGACAGGAGCUGGAUGCAGUUCUCAUCCUUAAAGUAUAUAAAUCGAAAGCUCUUUACAUCAGGCCAUCAAAGCCAAUUUUGGAUGAUAUCACAGGCUACAGCAGUGAAGACAACAAUGGUGAGGAAAACACUGGUCCAGGAAGACAGCUGCGCUCAUCACUAAGAAAAGAUGGACACUUGUAUGCAUCUUCAGACAAUUUCACCAGUCCAACGACUGCCUCCCCAGAAUGUACAUCUGUAGUUGAAACUUUAACUGAAACUCCUGUCUUCACCUGCCAAAGCAGUAUGUCCCUCAACCACAGCAGCACUUCAGUAAGCAGUUCUUCUCGUCAGUUGCCAGUAAGCUCACUGGAAAGCUCCCCUUCCACCAGUCAGCUUUCUACGUCAUCAACUUCAGAUGAUCCAACUCUGGUCCUGACUUGCCAGAGCUCAAGCUCACACUACAGAAGUGGGACUCCAGCUAGUCAUUGUUCUGCAUUGCCCUCUACCUCAACACAUGGUCAGCUGUCAAACUAUGACAACUAUUUGUCAGUAAUGGCUGCACUUUUAGACGUGUCUUCUGAUGAUGAAGAACUGAACCAGGCUAUCCUCGCAAGCCUGCAGAGUGAAAGAAGGACCACAGAAUCUUCGGUGCCAGUGAGAGAUAUUUUGCAAGCUCUUUCAACAAAAAUAAACCACCAGAAGAAAUGCAAGUUCAACAUCAACCGAUCCACAGUCCUGGAUGGAGCCAUCAGGUUUUAAACAAGGGACAUAUGAUCCAUGCCACACUAUUUCGGUCAGAUUUUCUGAUGAUAUGGGAGUACCCGAGGAAGCUGUGGACUUGGGUGGACCAAGAAGAGAAUUUCUAAGACUUCUCAUGGAAGCUUUACCCCAGUCUUCAAUGUUUGAGGGAGAAGAAGGCAAAAUGAAUCUGGCCCUUGACAGUACUGCCAUGAGAGAGGACAGGUACUUCAUUGCAGGCAGAGCCAUAGCUGUAAGUCUGGUACAUGGCGGUCCUCCAGCAGGCUUCCUGUCCAACUGUCUUCUCUUGCCUUGUUGAUGGUCCAGAGUUGGCUAAACCAGUUUUGAAAGAUGUUGCAGAUAAUGACCUACGUGAAAAAAUUGAAAGGGUCAAAGAGUGUAAAUCAUUUGAAGAUCUGCAAGCUACAACAGAACCACUUGAGGAGUACUUGGCCAAUGCUGGCUGCCUGAGGCCACUGCGAAGGCUGGAAGACAAGCAUCUGCUUGUAGAC
Molecule: messenger RNA, 1964 nt
Organism: Acanthochromis polyacanthus (spiny chromis)
Lineage: Eukaryota; Metazoa; Chordata; Actinopteri; Pomacentridae
Exons: 7
Coding region: 145-1473 (442 amino acids)
Source: RefSeq, a predicted model, not a curated record